UUUUCUGAGACCUGCACGCAGUCGCUUCACUCGAGUGCAAAGAGUUUGCUGUUGUAUGGCUGUCCUUUGUCUUUCCAUGUUAUCAAAUGCCAUGUAUUAUCAGCGAACAUCUGCAAAACCGUCUUCUGGCGGCUUUAAAUUUGGGCCUUUAUCUCUGAGUCCCGAGCAGGUUGCUGUAGGUAUUGUUACCAAUUUUCUCAUCUUUCCACCUACAUUUGUCAUGAUAUUUUUCUUCCGCAAAUCAAGACCAAGAAACUUGCGGCCUUCUCGAAUUGAGGAGGCUCUUAAGGCACAAAGAAAUGAAUGGCGAAAGAAAAAUCCUACUGUACCAUCUGAAAUUAAUAGGAAAAAACGUAAUAGUAAAAAUGACACAGAAGCACAGCUAUAUCAUAGAAAGAAAAAGUUUUCCUUGCCUUGGUGGUGUGUGUAUUUUGGCUGGCUGCUUGCUAUAGCUUCUAUAGGAGCUUCCCUUUUUUUCAUGUGGGCAUAUGGCAUUGAAUUUGGAGAUGAAAAAACAUCAAAAUGGCUAACAUCAUUGAUAGUAGCAUUUUUUUCUUCUGUCCUUAUUACCCAACCCAUAAAGAGUGAAGGGUUAGGAAUUCAAAAUAUACAAUGUAAAUUGAUUCCAUCACAUUCUAAAUGA
Uloborus diversus is the source of this 643-nucleotide messenger RNA. RefSeq names its product polycystin family receptor for egg jelly-like. Gene Ontology annotation, molecular function: calcium channel activity. The record is from RefSeq and is a predicted model, not a curated record. Gene Ontology annotation, cellular component: membrane. Lineage: Eukaryota; Metazoa; Arthropoda; Arachnida; Araneae; Uloboridae. The transcript has 4 exons. Gene Ontology annotation, biological process: detection of mechanical stimulus. The coding region runs from base 56 to 643 and encodes 195 amino acids.